Messenger RNA from Gongylonema pulchrum, 468 nucleotides. The record is from the annotation of a GenBank genome assembly. NCBI's taxonomy places the organism in Eukaryota, Metazoa, Nematoda, Chromadorea, Rhabditida, Gongylonematidae.
AUGAGUCCAAGCCUAGGCCCAGAAUCGUUACUUACUUUGCUUGAUGGCCUAGAAUGCAGUGCCUUCACAAUAGCUGAGUCUUUUGCAGCAGGACUAGUCCUCGACUGCAUCGAAUCUGUCGUGCUGUUGUUGCUACUGGGUGAUUCCAUGCUAUCGCUACUGUCGCUUUUUGCUGCAUUUCCGCAUAAUCCAGUGGCGGGGCCAAUUCCAGCUCUUAUUGUUGCUAAACCGGAAGGAAGUGCUGCUGCUAGCGGUGUUGCUUAUGAAAAAAUUCUGGAAGAAAUCAGAAGGAAAACGCCAUUUGCUGGAGCACAGGUUUACAUCUUUAGGCGGCGUGCAGUUGAGACCGGAAUGAGUGUCGGUUCGACUCUGUACAACCAGUGGCGAGAGCCAAGCGACGAUGACGACGUUAAUGAUGAUAACGAAGCCGAGGUCGAUGCGAAAUUAUUAUCGCUCCAAGCAUGUUGA